AUGCCUCACGCUGAUCAAACAAUUGACAUCAUUGUGUAUGGUGCAACCGGUUAUACUGGCAAACUGGUUUGCACUUACUUCAAAACCCAAUAUUUAGAUCACAAUGGUUCUUCAGAUGAGACGCUCAAAAUCGGUAUAGGUGGUCGAUCGAAGGAAAAACUUGAGAAAGUGAAAUCUGAAUUAGAUUUACCUUCUUCUUUACCGACCUUUGUGGUCGAUUCAUUCGAUGCUGAUGGUUUAGUUAAUAUGUGUAAACAAACCAAAGCCGUUAUUACAUUGGUUGGACCAUAUGCAUUAUACGGUGAUGCACUAAUUUCAGCAUGUGCAGAAACUGGAACACAUUACUUUGAUUUGACAGGUGAACCAUUAUGGGUAUCAAACCAAAUCUCAAUUCUAAACAAAAAAGCUCGACAAACACAAUCGAUCAUAAUUCCAAGUUGUGGUUGGGAUUCAGUUCCAAGUGAUUUGAAUACAAUGAUUGCAUCCAAAGAAUUAAAAGAGAUCAUUGGACAAGAGAUGAGUGUUGGUAGAGUUACUUCUGGUGUUGAACUUAAAUCUGGUUCGGCUAGUUUUGGUACUACGGCUAGUUUAUUGGGUAUGUUUGAUGGUGGAAUUCCUGCAUUGAGAAAGGUUAUGGAUUGUUAUCUUUUGAGUCCAAUUGAGGGUAUUCAAAAGGGAACUGGAGAUUGGAUUACUCGUGAAGAUUCCCUUGUGGGUGGAUUCUUCGUCAUGGCUCCGCAUAAUGGAGCGAUUAUACGCAGAACAUGGGGUCUACUAGAAUCCGCAGAAGAAUACGUACCAAAUCAUACAAAAUAUGGACCUCAAUUUACUUACGAAGAAUAUUUAAUCACACCAGGAAUAAUUACAGCUUUUCUAUUAACUUUAGUUUGUAGAAUUCUUGUAAUCAUUUUUCUUCUUCCUCAAAUAAGAUAUUUAGUCAAAAGAGUUGGUCAUCAGAGUGGUGAAGGUCCUUCAGAAAAAGAAAGAGAAGCUGGUUGGUUUAAGUUGAUCACCAUUGCUCAUUCACCAGAUGAUGAUGUACAAGUUAGAGUGAAAAUGAGUGGAAAUAAAGACCCAUCUUCAGAUGUUGAUGAUGUGGGAUAUGGUUGGACAUCAAUGUGUAUUGCAGAAUGUGCAGUAACAGUCAUCAAAUCUUAUGACCAACUACCACCUCUUGCUAAAUCUGGAGGGAUUCUAACACCUGCUACUGGAAUGGGUGAUGCACUUCUUCGUCGACUUCUGUCGGGAAAAAUCAUUGAACUUGAAACUCAAGUUAUCAAGAAUGAAAAGAAAAAGAUAAAUUAG
Melampsora larici-populina 98AG31 is the source of this 1305-nucleotide messenger RNA. RefSeq lists its product as uncharacterized. Bases 1 to 1305 code for a protein of 434 amino acids. Gene Ontology annotation, cellular component: mitochondrion; lipid droplet; plasma membrane. Lineage: Eukaryota; Fungi; Basidiomycota; Pucciniomycetes; Pucciniales; Melampsoraceae. The record is from RefSeq and is a predicted model, not a curated record. The transcript is spliced from 9 exons. Gene Ontology annotation, biological process: glycolipid biosynthetic process.